Molecule: messenger RNA, 472 nt
Organism: Capsicum annuum
Lineage: Eukaryota; Viridiplantae; Streptophyta; Magnoliopsida; Solanales; Solanaceae
Product: probable hexosyltransferase MUCI70
Exons: 2
Source: RefSeq, a predicted model, not a curated record
AUCAUUUUAUAAGUACCUUUGUUUGAAAUUAUGCAGGUAUUCAAUAUGGUUAGAUAGCAAGCUUCGUCUGCAGCUUGAUCCCCUACUCAUCUUGGAGUACUUCCUGUGGCGAAAAGGUUAUGAAUAUGCAAUUUCCAAUCACUAUGACAGGCAUUGUGUGUGGGAAGAAGUUGCCCAAAACAAGAAGCUUAACAAGUACAAUCAUACUGUUAUAGAUGAACAAUUUGCAUUUUACCAGGCUGACGGAUUGCAAAGAUUUAAUGCAUCUGAUCCAAACAAGCUUCUUCACAGCAAUGUACCAGAAGGAUCUUUUAUUGUGAGGGCUCACACGCCAAUGUCAAACUUGUUUUCAUGCUUAUGGUACAAUGAGGUUGACCGGUUUACUCCCCGUGAUCAGCUGAGUUUUGCAUAUACAUAUUAUAAGUUGAGAAAGAUGAAUCCGGACAAGCCUUUUUACCUCAACAUGUUCAAG